GCUCUAGAUUUUCGAACGCAGCUGUUUGCCUUUUUCCGGCCAUGGUUGUAUUUUUUCGACGUACACGACGCCUCCGUCUGGGAGUCGUGCUCCUUUGUGCUUUUCUGGUAUGUGAGAUAGCUUUCCUGGGCCCUUCCCGGCCAUCAAAAUCGCCAGAUGCAUCCUCCACCAGAGUCGUCUCAAAGACUGUGGAGAUGAGCGACAUUAGCACUGCGAGAGUGGAAAGCCAAAUCGAGGAACACGUGAGCAUUCCGGAGAUCUUGAACCGCUACGGGCUGCCAGCGUUGGUAUUCCAUUUCGUUGUCUGGAUCACCACUCUAACGGCCUGCUACUUGGUUUUGUCCCUGAACACCGCCUUGCUCCAAAUGCUUCCGGAAGAGAUCCAGCAGAGAGUCAGUGCUGGAAGCACACUUGGCUAUGCAGCAGCUGCACUGGCUGCUGCCGAGAUUCUAGGCCCUGUACGAUUGGCUCUCACGGUGGCAGCGGCACCGACCGCAUCCAGAGUGGCAAGGCAGUACGAAUGGUUCUGCCGCAUGGAGGAAGCCAUUGUUGGAUUCAUCCAGGAUUUUGCAACAAAGGUGUCACAAGUCUUUGCAAAGGCAUGACAUCUGCGCGUGUUUAGAUGUUGAUGCUCAGAAGCAUUGUAUGCAUUGAGCGCACGUGGUCCAUAAGCAGAGUCUCACCCCAAGAUCGUUGGUGCUUC
Messenger RNA from Effrenium voratum, 703 nucleotides. The record is from the annotation of a GenBank genome assembly. NCBI's taxonomy places the organism in Eukaryota, Dinophyceae, Suessiales, Symbiodiniaceae.